This is a messenger RNA of Alosa sapidissima (American shad), 1567 nucleotides long. RefSeq names its product SUMO1 activating enzyme subunit 1 (gene sae1). The transcript is spliced from 9 exons. The coding region runs from base 146 to 1192 and encodes 348 amino acids. NCBI's taxonomy places the organism in Eukaryota, Metazoa, Chordata, Actinopteri, Clupeiformes, Clupeidae. Gene Ontology annotation, cellular component: SUMO activating enzyme complex; cytoplasm. Gene Ontology annotation, molecular function: SUMO activating enzyme activity. The record is from RefSeq and is a predicted model, not a curated record. Gene Ontology annotation, biological process: protein sumoylation.
AGAACAAUAGAACAAGAAUUAUCGGAAGCUGCGAUCAUCAUUGUGCGCCUUUUCGAAUCGCACAAAGCGGGACUUUCAUCCAAAAGAAAAAAAGUGUUCUUUCUGCAACUUGUAGGUUUUUUACAUUGAUAUUCCUUCAUUUAAAAUGAUUGAUAUGAUUGAGAAAGAAGACACCAUUAUCAGCGAAGAGGAAGCUGCUCAGUAUGACCGUCAGAUCCGUUUGUGGGGACUGGAUGCACAAAAGAGACUGCGAGGAUCCCAUGUGCUCCUGGUUGGACUUGGGGGUUUGGGUGCUGAAGUGGCAAAGAAUCUAAUUCUGGCUGGGGUUAAAGGUUUAACCUUACUGGACCAUGAACAGGUGAACGAGGAGUGUUGCCAGGCCCAGUUCCUGAUACCAGUGUCCGCACGUGGCCAGAACCGAGCUCAAGCGUCUCUGGAGCGGGCCCAGGCGCUCAACCCCAUGGUGGAAGUCAAAGCAGACACACAAAAUGUGGAGUCCAAACCCGACGAGUUCUUCCUGCAGUUUGAUGCAGUUUGUUUAACACGAUGCUCAUGGAAGUUCAUGAUGCGGGUGGACCAACUCUGUUCCCAGAAGAACAUAAAGAUUUUCUGUGGAGAUGUCUUCGGUUAUCAUGGCUAUAUGUUUUCAAAUUUGGGCAAAGAACAUCAUUAUGUUGAAGAAAAGCCCAAAGUGCGGAAAAUCACAGAGGAAGCCUCAGAUGGACCUGAAGCAAAGAAAGCGAAGGUUGACCCCAACGAGACCACCAUGGUUAAAAAGACGGCUAGUUUCUGCUCCUUGAAAGAGGCUUUUGAAGUUGAUUGGACAAGUGAUAAAGCUAAAAAGAGCAUCAAGCGCACGCCAAAGGACUACUUCCUCCUGCAAGUGCUGUUGAAGUUUCGUUCGGAUAAGGGCCGCGACCCCCAGCCUGCUAAGUUCACAGAGGACUCUGAGCGGCUAUUGCAGUUGUGUGAGGACGUGCUACAGUCCAAGGGUCUCCAGGGUGACCUCCUACCACAGGACUUCACCAGUUACUGCUUCUCCGAGAUGGCGCCGGUAUGUGCUGUGGUUGGUGGAGUGCUCGGCCAAGAAGUUGUUAAGGCCCUGUCCCAAAGAGACGCUCCACAUCGGAACUUCUUUUUCUUUGAUGGUGUCAAUGGAAGUGGUGUGGUGGACUAUUUUGGUAGGGAGUGACGUAACCCAUGAGACGGUUUGGAAGGUGGCAUGCUUUCCCAAGGUGCCCUCGCGAAACCUAUUGUACUCUCAGCAGGCCAGAAUCAGUGAUAUUGUCAUUUGUCAUCUUUUCUGUAUAACACUUUCCCUCGUAUGUCUUUACUUUGAUAAAGAGAAAUCCUACUGUACAUAGAGUUAAACAACACCAAUACAAAACAAUGUAAUGUACUUGUCUAUGUUUGAUGAUGCUCCCAUGUAUACAAAGUAAGCCAUGCUGUAUGACUUUUCCAUUUCUACAAGUUUUUUAUGUGUUUUCCAUUUUCCUCUGCUCAGUUACACAUUUUGAACAUGUGCUCUUUGCCAUUCUAGAAAUACAGGAUUUGGUUACAAAAAUGU